AGAGGAAUGAAGUGUGGAGCUGCCGCCGGCUGGUGUUCAUUGUGCUGAAGGGGUGCACAAUAGAAAACACACGGAGGAGUAAAAAUAGUUCCUCGCUUCGUCUGGAGUGAUGUUUCGAAAGACUGCCGGGUUUUGAGGAUGUCCAAGAUGUUGCAGAGGUAGAACAUCUUCAACUGUUGUCUUUUACCUUUUGCAUUAGGACAAGUAGAGUGAUGAAGAAGAUGAUGAUCCAGGCCUCCUGUAGGAAAGGUCUGCAGGUGUGUUUACUCCUCCUGAUGGUGGGAAGACUGCAGGGCAAGGUAACGGCACCAGAGCGUCUGGAAGCUCCAGUGGAGAAGCCAUUCACUCUCACGUGCAGUGUCUCGAGGGAACGAGGUGAGUCUCUGAGGCAGGUGCGUUGGCUGGAUGUCCAAAACCAGACCCUGCUCAGCUACCAACCCGGCAACACAGACAGUGUGAGCGGACAGCAGCACGUGGAGCUCGCCUCCUCCCCGAAAGACACCUCAGCUAUCACCAUCCGCAGGGUGGGUUUCCGUGACGAAGGCUGCUACACCUGCAUCUUCGACAUGCAUCCUUCCGGUUCAAGGCAGGGACUGACGUGCCUCACUGUUACCUCUCAAAUCACCGUUGAAAGCAACAAGACAGCAGUGAGUGGCAAGAUGGUCUCCCUCUCGUGCUCCUACGGUUUGCCUGAGAAGGUUCAGCAGAUCGUGUGGAAACACACAUCCGCACGAGGAGACUCCACGGAGGUGGCGUCCUUCGCAAAGCGAAGCGACCCCAUGAUAGAGCCGUCGUUCCAGGGAAGAGUCUGGCUGAGUGCCUCCCUGUCAGACAGCCAGCUCACCAUCCAGCCUGUCGCUAUCCAGGACGAGGGCUGCUACACCUGCCUGUACAACACACAUGCCGACGGGCCCAAGUCUUCCAGGGUUUGCCUCGUCACCUAUGUGCUGCCCAAACCUCAGGUGAGCUACAAGACCACCUCUCCCGGUGUGAUCGAAGCCAACUGCACCUCGGUGUCGCGGCCCCCAGCGGAGAUAGUGUGGAAUGUGGAGAGGGAUAACCGCACCAAAGGCCCCCCUGUGACGACACUGCUCCCACAGGGCGACGGCACCACCCUGGUCAUCAGUACGCUCACGGUCCAAUCAGGGCUGCUGAAAGAUGUGUCCAUCAAAUGCUUGGUGCACCACAAAGGGCUCGAGUCCCCGAUUGCUGUAUCCAUGAACACUAAAAUUGGGACGGCUCUCACCAUCCUGAUCUCCGUCACGACGGUGGCGGCCCUGUUGGUCAUGUCCCUCUGCUUCUGCCUUUGGAAGUGUUUCUUGCGCAAAGAAGCUGAUUAAUCUCUCAGAUGAGGCCAGAGGCUGGGAAGAAGGGAGGCAGGGUUCCUCCGAGCCAACCUUGCAGAAUUGUUUCCAUGCAUCAUCAUCAUCAUCAUCAUCAUCAUCAUCAUCAUCAUCAUCAUCAUCAUCAUCAUCUUGGUACAUUGGGAAGAUGUUCUGACACACAUCUAUAGGAUGACAAAAACAAUCCUAUUUAUGAAUGCCAACUGUGCAACGAUAUUCAUCUCUUCUGCCCCCGACUCUUACAUAAUCAUCACAUCAAGUCAAGAAGGAAACAUUUCCUCUGGCUCUGUAACUGAUUGAGUCGAUGGCCACACAGUCCCACAGUCCCUGUAUGGCAAAUUAAAGUCCAAUAUUGUCCUUUUAAAUACUUCCCUCUGUUUGUCUCCAUCUUUUACCAACAUGGUCCUGAAAGGAUGAGUCUGGUGAUAUUAGGUUUCUCUCAUUCAACAAAUCCUAUGAAAAGACUAAAACCAACCAUGAACUGAUUCAAGUAAAACACAUAGUCCGUACAGCCCCAAUCUGAUUUAGCCUGGCCCUGCAUUGUUAUCCAAAAACAACAACAACUCAUCAUGAGCUACGUGAUGCACCGGUGACUAGAACAUGGGCACCCAACACAUGUCCUGUGUACUCUAGUUUCAGUAAUAAUCGUUCAAAACUACAGUGCCCAGCUGUUUUAGGGAAUUAAUAUUUAGUUAAAGUAUAGUUCCCCAGCCAAACUAUUAUUGUUGAGGACGAUGUAUGUAUUUUAUGGGAUUUGUUUUUCAAUAAUAAAACUCAAGAAUAUGAUGAGCCUUAUCCUUUAAAUACACUCUAAUUGAAACUAUGAGCUCACCUUUAAGGUUUCACUCCUUAAACUACUCUGGGUGAGGUCUUCCCUUGGUCAACGAAGAGGGCUGCAUACUUAUGUCUUGUUUGUGUAAUAUCUAUUGCAAACUUUUCUACAUGUUUCAAGGUAUCUCUCUCUCUGUGUGUGCGCGUGUGUGUGUGUGUGCGUGUGUGUGUGUGUGUGUGUGCGUGUGUUCAGGGUUAAAUUCCACGGUCAGGUUGCUUGAAUCAAUUCCUUGAGGAAGCGAGACUGAAACCUUUUUGGUGCCCCUGGAAGGAAUGCAUGCCUCGCUACAGCUCAUGUGUGUGUGUGUGAAGAUGUGAGUGAUGCAGGUCGGGGCGUGGGCAAUUGGCUUAUGGGAUAGAUAAUGAUUAAAUGCCGAAAUGCUCAUUACUCUGGAUCGAAGUGGCACUUAAAUGCCUAAAAUAUCAUGAAGCUUUUAGGUUAUAUCAUGUUUACAUCUGUACAGUACAAUGUAAGCUUUAUGCUGAAGUAUUCUUGUAUAUCAAAGCAUACGACUGUCAGUUAUGAACCGAAUUAUAAAGGUUAUCAGAUUUCAGUUGGGAUCAGCACAUUCCUCUCCAUUAACAAGACUCUGUCAGUAUAGUUUCACUAUAUGCAAUACACUGAUUAUAAGAUCACAGCUUACAUUAGAAUAAUUAUGAAACGUGGUUUCAGAACAUUUGUUAUCUGGCCCUCUAGCAGAGCAACUACAGCCAUGUAAAAGAAGAAAAUAUGAAAUUAUGUAUUUUGUCCGACAACUUAAAGUGUAUGUAAUGACUGCAACAAAUUG
Molecule: messenger RNA, 2962 nt
Organism: Cyclopterus lumpus (lumpfish)
Lineage: Eukaryota; Metazoa; Chordata; Actinopteri; Perciformes; Cyclopteridae
Exons: 7
Coding region: 213-1340 (375 amino acids)
Molecular function (GO): cell-cell adhesion mediator activity
Source: RefSeq, a predicted model, not a curated record